Molecule: messenger RNA, 199 nt
Organism: Dentiscutata erythropus
Lineage: Eukaryota; Fungi; Glomeromycota; Glomeromycetes; Diversisporales; Gigasporaceae
Source: the annotation of a GenBank genome assembly
ACUUAGAGAAUAUAAAUCAAACAAACAAAAUUCCGAACACUCAGUAGAACCUCCAGAACAAAAUCCUGAAUGCUCAGUAGAACCUCCAGAACAAAAUCCUGAACACUCAGUAGAACCUCUAGAACAAAAUCUCGAAUACUCAAUAAAACCUCCAGAACAAAAUUCUGAACGCUUAGUAAAACCUCCAGAACAAAAUUAA